This is a messenger RNA of Schistosoma rodhaini, 778 nucleotides long. The record is from the annotation of a GenBank genome assembly. Lineage: Eukaryota; Metazoa; Platyhelminthes; Trematoda; Strigeidida; Schistosomatidae.
CGGAAAUCUGUUAAGUAGUCUUAUGUCUUAUGUCUGAAGGAUCAUCUAUCUUGUCCUGUGGACCUAAAAGACAAUACGGGACUCUAGAAUCCACGAAUACUUCACAAAAUCCUUAUAAAAUCUACAACGUCAAACCUGGAGAUACUCUCGUGUCAAUCGCUGUGCAAUUUGGGACAACAGUACAAAAGUUACGAUGGAUUAAUCGUUUGUGGAGCUCCGACAUAUCCAACAUAACCACAUUAAAAGUUCCUGUCAAGUUUCAAUCUGAGUCUAGGGUUUUUAUACACCAUAAUUCAAUAGAGUUGUCUACAGUCAAAAAGAAAUCUGAGCCUAGUAGUGAAGACACUCCACAAAUAGCUUCUGCUAGCAUUUAUUUUAAAGAAUUGUCAGAAAGGGUUGAAAAGGCUAAGGAGGCUGCCUCCCGCUGUUUAGAAAAGAGCAGACUACCUGAAAUCAUAGCUGACUGUGAUCCCAGUAAACAGGAUUGUUUUCUCAUGCCAAGCUUAUCGGUAACUGAUGAAACAGUAGUCAUGGUAACAUCACCUACAACUUCCAAACUUAACUCAAUUACUGAUUCUCGAAAAAGGUUUUGUUCAAUUCCUACAAACAGUAUUCAUGAUCCAUGCUGAUUCGUAUGUUAGAUUAGAUUAUCUCGUGUAAAAAUGCAUAACAUUUUUUAUAAUAGUGCAAUAAAUAUGUUGUCUUUGUCCGUCCGGACUGUGAUAAUUCGUUCUCUUUGUAAAUUUUUGUUCGUUUACUCACAGUUUAGUUCGUAUUG